Branchiostoma floridae (Florida lancelet) is the source of this 946-nucleotide messenger RNA. RefSeq lists its product as uncharacterized. The transcript has 3 exons. Bases 161 to 517 code for a protein of 118 amino acids. Lineage: Eukaryota; Metazoa; Chordata; Leptocardii; Amphioxiformes; Branchiostomatidae. The record is from RefSeq and is a predicted model, not a curated record.
UGAAUCAGCAUACCAUAAAGCCACUUUUUCAGCCCUUUUUGUCCUGAACAAUUUUAGGAUCUCUUUCCUGUACGGACUUUUGUAUCAACACGAGAACCUCAACGUGGCCACACACGAUACUCUACACGAGUUCUUCGGCUAUGGAAAUAUUUCGGCUUUUAUGCACCUGACCAAGAUUUUGAAUGAAGAAUGUCUUUUGGAUGCUAACGGAGGAGACACGUACCUACCAGACCACAGACUUGCUAAACCAGAGACAUCCGAUGCCUACAUGGAGAAGAUGAAGCUGCUGGACAUCCCCAUGUGUUUUAUCGUGGGCCAAAAGAACAUGACCUUCCUACCAAAGGCGACCUUUACAACAUUCGAGCAAUGCUGCACUGCUAACCCCAAUCAAGAGUACACGCACGUCAUCAUCCCAAACUACGGACACAUUGACUGCAUCUUCGGCAGUAGCGCAGCUCGUGACGUUUAUCCACAUAUUCUGGAAGCCCUGGAGAAACAUGCUAUACCAGCACUGUGAGCCAAUUUAACGGGUAAUGGUCAACCAUCGCUUCGCUCACUCAGUGGUUUAUUGGGUUGUUUCUGACACCGACUAUGUCUUAUAAAUGACAUAGUGUACAUUGAAGAAAAAUGGCCAUUUCAGCAUUAUGAGUCCAUAACCGCCAACGCCUCGCCCAGUUGUAGCUUAUGCAACAGUUAUAGUAACCGACCGAUCAUUAAGUGUUUCAUUUACGUUAUUAAUAUAGAGCCAAUACUUUGCAUCGUAUAUUAAACUUAUAAAUGAUUGUAUUACAUGUCGAUAUUUAAGUUAGCGAUUACACGCACACUUUGAAGCGUUUGUCAACUAGUAGGAUAAUUCGAAAGGUCUAGCCUAAAAAUGUCAUAUUUAUGUGGAGAGCUCAUAUAAAUGGUAAAUGCGGAGUAAAAGUUAUCGGUGUUAAUGCCAAAA